AGGAAAAUUGUGAUCUGUUUGGAUGAGGAUCGUCGCUUCAUAUCCCGGAUCUUUCAUUGGAAACCCGGAGCUUUGCCUGCUGGGUGAUGAAACUGGUAAAUGUAGGGAAAUAAAAGAAGGCAACAGCAGGGGAAAGGUUCUUGCUGGGGUAAUCAUUGCUGUGGUGGUCUCCUUGGCAUUGCUUUCUGCAAUGAUCUAUGCACUGGUGGUUGGGCGCCAACAAAAGAAACAUUCUGUUGAUCAAACUCUUCUCCUUGAACGACAUUCUAGAACCGAAGAUCUACCCGAGAACUUGAAAAUUGAAGAUAUUAUCCGUGCUACAGAAGGAUGGAGUGACAAGUAUAUCAUUGGCAGAGGUAGGCAUGGAACAGUUUACAGAACAGAAACUUCCAACUCAAGGAACCAUUGGGCAGUCAAGAAAGUGAAUUUGUCCAACACAAACUUCAAACUCGAGAUUAGAACUCUUGGGUUAAUCAGGCAUCGUAACAUACUGAGAAUGGCAGGUUACUGCAUUAGAGAUGGAUAUGGAUUCAUCGUGACCGAGUUCAUGCCUGGCGGGACACUCUUUGAUGUGCUCCACCAGAGCCAACCACGCUUGGUUUUAAACUGGGAUACAAGAUAUCAUAUCGCUUUCGGCAUAGCUCAUGGGCUUUCCUACCUUCACCAUGAUUGCGUGCCUCAGAUUAUCCAUAGAGACAUCAAAUCAGAUAAUAUCCUAUUGGAUUCUGAAUUCGAACCAAAGAUCGGAGACUUUGGAAUGGCAAAGUCGGUCUACAAUCAGGAUCAGGAUUCAAGCUCAACAAGGUCUGAAAUUGUUGGAACAUUGGGAUACAUAGCACCAGAGAAUGCAUACUCAACUCGGUUGACAGAGAAAUGUGAUGUCUACAGCUAUGGAGUAGUUCUACUGGAGAUGCUCUGCAGGAAAUUGCCUGUGGACCCUAGCUUCCAGGAUGGCUUAGUUAUUGUCUCGUGGACUAGGAAGAAACUAGAGGAAAAUGAAGAAUGCAUUUGCUUUCUUGAUGAAGAGAUCAGCCUUUGGAGCAAUGAUGAACAACAAAAGACCCUCAGGUUGCUGGAAUUGGCACUUCAAUGCACUCAAUCUAUGGCUGAUACAAGACCCUCCAUGAGGGAUGUAGUGGCUUCUCUAAUUAGGCUAAAUGAAAAGCAUGGAAAAUGAGUAAACAAAGCAUAAGCGAAGGCUUCUUUUUAGCCUUUCACUGCGAAUUAUAUAUUUCCUUGUA
Molecule: messenger RNA, 1241 nt
Organism: Hibiscus syriacus
Lineage: Eukaryota; Viridiplantae; Streptophyta; Magnoliopsida; Malvales; Malvaceae
Product: leucine-rich repeat receptor-like protein kinase PEPR2
Exons: 2
Coding region: 23-1177 (384 amino acids)
Biological process (GO): protein phosphorylation
Molecular function (GO): ATP binding; protein kinase activity
Source: RefSeq, a predicted model, not a curated record